This is a messenger RNA of Telopea speciosissima, 3254 nucleotides long. RefSeq names its product kinesin-like protein KIN-14I. Gene Ontology annotation, biological process: microtubule-based movement. Lineage: Eukaryota; Viridiplantae; Streptophyta; Magnoliopsida; Proteales; Proteaceae. Bases 156 to 3248 code for a protein of 1030 amino acids. The transcript is spliced from 19 exons. Gene Ontology annotation, molecular function: microtubule binding; ATP binding; microtubule motor activity. The record is from RefSeq and is a predicted model, not a curated record.
AAGAUAUUGUUGGAUUGUGUUGAUUAUAGAGAUCGUAGAAGUCUUGAGAGUAAAAGUUGGAUUCUCUUUUUACUAGCAAAAUCGCAGCAUUAAUGGCGAAAUUUCUUAUUUUGGCUUGAUUUGAUUUUGAGAGUUGUUGCUUCUCUAGUGUGAAAAUGGCUACCGAAGGGAUCUUGUCUUUUUCUAUGGCUUCCGUUGUAGAGGAUGUUCUUCAACAGCACGGGACUCGAGUGAGCGAUGUUGAUUUAGCAUCGAGGAAGGCAGAAGAAGCAGUACUUAGAAGGUAUGAGGCUGCCGGGUGGCUGCGAAAGAUGGUCGGAGUGGUUGGAGCUAAAGAUUUGCCGGCUCAGCCAUCUGAGGACGAAUUUAGGCUUGGGUUGCGAAGUGGGAUAAUCCUCUGCAAUGUUGUCAAUAAGGUUCAACCUGGUGCAGUGCCAAAGGUUGUGGAAAGUCCAUCUGUCACUGUUGUUGUCCCUGAUGGAGCUGCAUUAUCAGCAUAUCAGUACUUUGAAAACGUGAGGAAUUUUCUGGUAGUUGUGCAGGAUAUGGGGCUUCCUACCUUUGAAGCAUCCGAUCUGGAGCAGGGAGGGCAAUCUUCAAGGAUUGUGAACUGCGUUCUGGCACUUAAAUCCUACAGUGACUCCCGACAGUGUGGUGGAAACCGAAUGUGGAAAUUUGGAGGAAAUUUGAAAUCCACUGGCUCAGGGAAGUAUGUUGUAAGGAAAAAUUCUGAACUUUUCACAAACUCACUAUCAAGGAACCAGUCAAUGAAUGAGAAAUCCGUGGAUAGUUUAUCCCCUGAACAAAGCUUAAAUAGUGAUCUUACUGAAAUGAGUACCUCUCAAUCCGUGAAUAUGCUUGUACGUGCAGUUCUAUCAGACAAGAAGACUGAGGAAGUUCCAGCGUUGGUGGAGUCAAUGCUAAGUAUGGUUAUGGAGGCGUUUGAGCGUCGUCUUGCAAGUCAAAAUGAGCUGAUGAAAACAGCUGUAAAAGAUCUGGCUGCAUCUAACGGCAACAAAUCGCUUUCAAAGACUGCUUCUUGUGAAGUGAAGGUGGGGUUGGAUAAUGAGAAUGCGGCAAAGAUGAACAAAGAGAAAUGCUUAUUUGAAAAAACUAUCCAUGAUGAUGGGUCAAAAAAACAGAUUAUGAAGCAGCAGAUGCUCCUUGACCUACAAGGAAGAGACAUUCAGGAACUGAGACAUACUCUAUGUGAAACAAAAGCUGGGAUGCAGUUUAUGCAAAUGAAGUGCCUUGAGGAGUUCAACACUCUUGGUAUACAUAUGCGUGGUCUAGCUCAUGCGGCCUCUGGAUAUCAUAAAGUUCUUGAAGAAAACCGUAAACUAUAUAAUCAAGUACAAGACCUUAAAGGAAGUAUCAGGGUCUACUGCCGAGUCAGACCCUUCUUGCCUGGGCAACCAAACCGAUUGAGCACUGUGGGUCAUAUAGAAGAAGGAAAUAUUACAAUCGUUACCCCUUCAAAAUACGGAAAAGAAGGACAUAGAUCAUUUACUUUCAACAAAGUUUUUGGUCCAACUGCAACUCAAGAGGAAGUCUUCUCAGAUACUCAACCCCUAAUCCGAUCAGUUCUUGAUGGUUAUAAUGUUUGCAUAUUUGCAUACGGCCAGACAGGAUCAGGAAAAACAUACACUAUGAGUGGGCCGAAAGAGCUUACAGAGAAAGGCCAAGGUGUAAAUUACCGGGCAUUGAAUGAUUUGUUUCUUCUCUCAGAACAAAGGAAAGAUACCUUUCGUUACGAGGUUUCUGUUCAAAUGAUUGAGAUUUAUAAUGAACAAGUAAGGGAUCUGCUGGUGACUGAUGGUUUUAACAAAAGAUUAGAAAUUCGUAACAAUUCUCAGAAGGGACUUAGUGUACCAGAUGCAAAUCUCGUACCUGUUGCAUCAACGUUGGAUGUUUUUGAACUGAUGAACCUUGGACAAAGAAAUCGUGCAGUGAGUGCAACAGCCCUCAAUGACCAUAGUAGUCGCUCUCAUAGCUGCCUGACAGUUCAUGUUCAAGGUAAAGACCUCACAUCUGGAGCUGUUUUCCGUGGGUGCAUGCAUUUGGUUGACCUGGCUGGGAGUGAAAGGGUUGAUAAAUCUGAAGUUACAGGAGAUAGACUAAAGGAAGCACAGCAUAUUAACAAAUCACUGUCUGCUCUGGGCGAUGUGAUCUCGUCCCUUGCCCAAAAGAAUUCACAUGUUCCUUACAGGAAUAGUAAACUCACACAACUGCUUCAAGAUUCUCUAGGAGGACAAGCCAAGACACUAAUGUUUGUUCACAUUAGCCCUGAUCCUGAUGCUAUUGGGGAGACAAUUAGUACACUCAAGUUUGCUGAACGGGUUUCUACUGUUGAGCUUGGUGCUGCUCGAGUAAACAAAGAUAGUGCAGAUGUCAAAGAGCUCAAAGAGCAGAUUGCUAGUCUUAAGGCAGCCUUGGCAAGGAAAGAGGGAGAAACUGAGCACCUCCAGCGUCCCAUACACUACAGCCCUGAAAAACAUGUACUGAAGGCUGGUGGAUCAUCACCUUUGCAUUCUAACAGACUGAUUGGAGGAGAUAUGUCAGGUGGUCACAGCAAUCACCGACAACCAAUGGAGGAUGUAGGAAACAUAGAGGUAAGGAAUAAUUCUGUGAUGAGGCCAAAGAUGCCAAGCCUUGAUCUACAAGAACUAUUGAUGAAUUCACCUCCAUGGCCACAGGCCAGUAGGCCUGAACAAAAUUUCCAUAAGGAGGAUGAGAGGGAAACAGGGUCUGACAAUUGGGUUGAUAAGGUCAUGGUGAACAGGCAAGAAGUUGUGUAUGGAGAUGAAAAAUCAUUGAGGCGUUGGGAUGGUGAAAAUGUCCAGUUGCCUGAGCAUUUCUUUCAGAGAUUUCUCCCGGACUCAAGGGUCUACCCGGAACAACUAUACAACAGAACUGCAGGUAACAAAAAGGAGAGCCAUGACUAUGAUCUUCAGAGAAGCCGGUUUGACAUGGCUUCAGCUGGUGAUUCUGAUGAGCUCGAGGCUGCAACCAGUGAUUCGUCUGAGCCAGACUUGCUUUGGCAAUUCAAUCAUCCCAAAGUGACCAGUAUACCGAAUGGAAUUGGAUCAAAGAUCAAGAAACCUCAACCCAAGGCAUAUAAAAGCUCAGAAAUAAGGAGUUCAAUUCCUACAUUAGGUCCUUCGCCAUCACGGAAACCAUCAUUACAUCGGAGUGGAAGGCAGCCGGUUUCUGUGGACAUGAAGCGCAGAGCUGGAAAUGGGAAGUAGGUUUUC